AUUUAUGAUGUUGGGGAACCUGAUGAUCAAAUCAGUGCUAAUCUUAUAGCUUGGUUGUGAAUUGUGAUCUCUAACAAGUAACAAGAAGCAUAAACAUGACAAGCGAAGGCUCAUGCGAGCGGCUGCAGCGGGCGCUAUUGGAAUGCCACCGUCGAAUCCCGGCAGGUCCUAGCCGCGACUCAGCUUGCCGUCACCUUAACCACGCCUUGGCCAACUGCCUUGUUUUUCUCUCAUGCCCUCAUGAAUCCGAGGCGGUGCGCACCCUCUGCUCCAGCGCUGGCACCGCUCUCAAGCGCUCCCAGUGCCAACAGGCUCAGCUUUCUCUCUCGCUUUGCCUCUCUUCUCAUCAGCAAUAGUUUGUUGUAACUCUUCCGCCCCCAAACUGCCAAACAUCCCUAACACUCUGUUGAAUGUUUCUUAUUCUGAAUUAUAUACAUACCUUACCGUUGUUUCCCCUUUGAAAUAUCAUGAAUCCAAAUUCUAUGAAAGUCUGCUGAUUCCAUGUAACUAACCCUCUGCUGCCAAUUUUUUUGUCAGGAAAAUGUUCUUCCCCAGUUCCCUUUAACUCAUUCCCAAUUUUAUCCUCCUGCUUUUUGAAACCCUAAUAUUUCUCUCUUUCUCUAAUACAAUGCGUACUGAAUGAUGAUGGCCCAAAUUCAUUGCCCGAACUCUGCAGAAUGCCGAAUUUGGUGCUGCUUCUCUGUUGCAGGAUAUUGCCUUCUGCAAGAUCAAGAAUGUGAGUCUCAUGUUGUACAAAUGAAUUCCAAGGGAAGGGAAUAAGAAAAAUGAAGAAAGAAAGAGUGAGCGGCCACAGGUCUCGCUCAAAGCCUAGAUGAUUAUUUCGAAUUUUUGGGGUCACUUUCAUGGUGCGAUUUUUCAGCUGAAAUACGUAGUUUAUCAUUGGAGGGGUAGGUGCAGAAAAGCAGAUGGUUCCUAUCAGGUAGCAUUUGGGUGAAGAUCGGGCAGAAUUCAUAAAGAAGGAAAGCAAGGAAAUUGUCUCUGGUAUUGUGGCGCUAAACGCCCCUCUCACGGCGUUUAGCGCCAGACCAUAAGCCUCACCAUUCUUCCCUGCCUUGGUGGCGCUAACUAACUGUAUCUCAUGGUGAACUGGAUAAAUAUCAAAACUCUGAAUUUUAGUUGAGCGUUACUUCACUGCAAAAAAAGAAUCAAAUUAAACCAAUAGAAACUAGCUGCUAGAUCCGUUAGCAAAGUGAAAAUGUACCCCACCAUGGCAAACUGAUGUAGCUUGCUCAUUGGGUCAUCCAUCUAUUUUGUCUUCCAUGCUUGUUUGUUUUUUCUUUUUUUGAAUGUUUGGUCGACAGAAGAUAUUUUAGAAAUUCACUGUAAAACUUAAAAUACAUUGA
Messenger RNA from Arachis ipaensis, 1364 nucleotides. The record is from RefSeq and is a predicted model, not a curated record. Lineage: Eukaryota; Viridiplantae; Streptophyta; Magnoliopsida; Fabales; Fabaceae.